AUGUCCGAAGAAGAAUUAAGGGUUAUCAAAGCUGAAGAAGUUGCUGAACAUAAUACUGCAUCCGAUUUAUGGAUUGUUUACAACGGUAGAGUCUACGAUGUGAGUCCAUAUAUUGAUGAACAUCCUGGUGGAGAAGAAGUUGUUGUUGAUGUUGCUGGUACUGAUGCCACCGAAGCAUUUGAAGAUAUUGGCCAUUCUGACGAUGCCCAUGAGAUCUUGAAAGGGUUGCUUAUUGGUAAAGUCGAAGGGGGGGUUGUCAAAGACGCCAAAACUGCCAGUGCUGUUGCUGAAGAAGGUGGAUUAUCCAUGCCUUUGAUUGGUGCUAUUAUAUUUGCUUUAGCUGCUGGUGCAUACUUUUUCUUAAACCAAUAA
Hyphopichia burtonii NRRL Y-1933 is the source of this 372-nucleotide messenger RNA. It is a transcript of the gene CYB5, whose product is annotated as Cyb5p. The transcript has a single exon. The record is from RefSeq and is a predicted model, not a curated record. Bases 1 to 372 code for a protein of 123 amino acids. Gene Ontology annotation, molecular function: heme binding. NCBI's taxonomy places the organism in Eukaryota, Fungi, Ascomycota, Pichiomycetes, Serinales, Debaryomycetaceae. Gene Ontology annotation, cellular component: endoplasmic reticulum membrane; intracellular membrane-bounded organelle.